UUAGAGACUGACCCCCCCCCCCCCCCAAGGCACUGACAACAAAAGAAUUGUAUUGAGAGCAAAACACAAGUCCUUAAACUGCAGAGAUAUUUGCCAGAAUGUCUGAUCUUCAUGUUCUGCUGUUAAUAGUUUUGGUGGGAGAGACAGCCUUCGGGUUCUCCCUGACAUCUUUACUUGAAGACCUGGACCCAGAUUGGACACCUGACAACUAUGAAUACAGCUAUGAAUAUUACAACCAGGAGGAGAAUGACAGCAGUACAGCUGCCCACCCCGAGAAUCCUGAUUGGUAUUACACAGAGGAAGAUGUCUUGGACCCAUGCCAGUCAAACCCGUGUGAACAUGGUGGGGACUGCCUCGUCAGUGGGAACAACUUCACAUGCAGCUGUCCUGCCCCUUUCUCUGGGAGCAGGUGUCAGAAAGUGCGAAACAUGUGCAAGAGCAACCCAUGUGGCCGGGGUGAAUGUCUCAUUAUCCGGACUCCUCCCUACUACCGAUGUGCCUGUAAACACCCUUACAAGGGUCCAGACUGUUCCAAAGUGGUCCCUGUGUGCAGGCCAAACCCCUGCCAGAAUGGCGGCACCUGCUCCAGGCAUAGGCGGAGAUCCAAGUUUACCUGUACCUGCCAUGGCCAGUUCAAGGGGAAAGUCUGUGAAAUAGAUGCUGAUGACUGCUACAUUGGUGAUGGCUACUCUUACCGAGGGAGUGUGAGUAAGACAGUCAACCAGCAUUCCUGCCUUCACUGGAACUCCCACCUCCUUUUAAAAGAGAAUUACAAUAUGUUUAUGGAAGAUGCUGAGGCCCAUGGGGUUGGGGAUCACAACUUCUGCAGAAACCCAGAUGGAGACAAAAGGCCCUGGUGCUUCAUUAAAGUGAACAACGAAAAGGUGAAAUGGGAGUACUGUGAUGUCUCAGCCUGCUCAGCCCUAGACAUUGCCGACGUAGAGGGAAGCUCUACAGAACACCUGACCAAGAUUCCAGGGUUUGAUUCCUGUGGGAGGACUGAGAUAGCAGAGAGGAAGGUCAAGAGGAUCUAUGGAGGCUUUAAAAGCACGGCGGGCAAGCACCCGUGGCAGGUGUCCCUGCAGACCUCGCUGCCAUUGUCCAUCUCCAUGCCCCAGGGCCACUUCUGUGGGGGUGCGCUGAUCCACCCCUGCUGGGUGCUCACUGCUGCCCACUGCACUGACAUAAAAGCCAAACAUCUAAAAGUGGUGCUAGGGGACCAGGACCUGAAGAAGACAGAAUUCCAUGAGCAGAUCUUCGGGGUGGAGAAGAUAUUCAAGUACAGCCACUACAAUGAGAGGGAUGAGAUUCCCCACAAUGAUAUUGCUUUGCUCAAGUUAAAACCAGUGGAUGGUCACUGUGCUGUGGAAUCCAAAUAUGUGAAGACUAUAUGUUUGCCAAGUGAUCCCUUUCCCUCUGGGACUGAGUGCCACAUCUCUGGCUGGGGUGUCACAGAGACAGGGGAAGGGUCCCGCCAGCUCCUGGAUGCCAAAGUCAAGCUGAUCGCCAACACUUUGUGCAACUCCCGCCGACUCUAUGACCACAUGAUUGACGACAGCAUGAUUUGUGCAGGAAACCUUCAGAAACCUGGACGAGACACCUGCCAGGGUGACUCUGGAGGCCCUCUGACCUGCGAGAAGGAUGGCACCUACUACGUCUCUGGGAUAGUGAGCUGGGGUCUGGAAUGUGGAAAGAAGCCAGGAGUCUACACCCAAGUUACCAAGUUCUUGAGCUGGAUCAGAACCACCAUCCAAACGGAGGCUACUACUAUCUUCUGACCCUCAGGGCCCAUAUUCCUAUGCACCCAGACAAGGGGAGACCUUGUGAGUGGCAGUGGACACCUCUUGGAACCUCCAAGAGGCCACACAGUGGAGUGUCCAUGCUCUAAACCGAGACAAUGG
This is a messenger RNA of Tupaia belangeri chinensis (Chinese tree shrew), 1901 nucleotides long. It is a transcript of the gene HABP2, whose product is annotated as hyaluronan binding protein 2. Gene Ontology annotation, molecular function: serine-type endopeptidase activity. The record is from RefSeq and is a predicted model, not a curated record. The coding region runs from base 99 to 1778 and encodes 559 amino acids. Gene Ontology annotation, biological process: proteolysis. The transcript is spliced from 14 exons. NCBI's taxonomy places the organism in Eukaryota, Metazoa, Chordata, Mammalia, Scandentia, Tupaiidae.